This is a messenger RNA of Hevea brasiliensis (rubber tree), 2376 nucleotides long. RefSeq lists its product as uncharacterized. The transcript has 9 exons. The record is from RefSeq and is a predicted model, not a curated record. NCBI's taxonomy places the organism in Eukaryota, Viridiplantae, Streptophyta, Magnoliopsida, Malpighiales, Euphorbiaceae. Bases 842 to 2131 code for a protein of 429 amino acids.
GCUCAUGAUCUAUGGCCAUACCUUACCUCAUCCCUAUACUGCAGUCGCAAUGUAUAUACUCACUCAUCACUCGGGCCUAAGCCCAAGAAAUCUACUUCCAGUUUCUGUAUCUUGCCAUUGAUUUCUCUCUCAAUAUCUUCUUCUUCUUUUCGUGUAGAAAUCCAAGAAGAAAGAGGAGUGGUGGCUAUUUGGAAAAGAAAGAUCAAAUGUUUUAGUUAGGCCACCAAGAGCCCAUCAAUCAGAAGAGAGAACAAGUUUUUGGUAAUGUUAAUGCAGUCAGAAAUCACUAAUAGGAGUGGUAGUAGUAUGGAUUUUGAGAAAUCUUGCUUUUUCCUUAUUGGCAAUUAUUCCUUUUCUUCUACUUCAUCUUCUUGUUCUACUUCUGGGUUUUGUGAUUAUUGUUUUCAUGUGAAAUCGCUCUCUUCUUCUUCUUCUUUCUACUCCUUAUCCUUUGGAAGUGAAUUUCCGGAGCCCAGUUCCAUGGAAUCUAGCAUCAAGCUCUCUAUUUCCAAAUUCAAUACUGCUCUUUUGGCUUUUCUUUAAUCUCUCUCUUCCCACUUGUAUAUUGUAUUUUAUCGCCAGACCUAUCUGACAUUGUUUUCUUGAAGUAAUUCUCUUCUUUCUUUCUCUUUCUCAACAAAAAAUGUUGAGUGCGUCACUUGCCUCCUUGUUUUGUAAUCCGUUAAUGACUUGUAUUGCUGCUUCUUCAACAACUAACCCGGAAAUUCCAUUUGAUCUUCGACCCAUCAGGUAUGUGUUGAAUUUAAUAAUCCAUACAUAGAGGUGGAAGAAGGAUUUUUGUGGUAAUCAAAAACCCAAAUAUCCCUUUAUUCUUUACACGAUGAUGAUCAUCAUCAGGUAUGAUCAUGAUCAACGUUGGAUGUGGACGAGGAGGAGAAAGACCCUUUUCCCAUGGACAAGGAAUGGGACUGCAAUUGUUUCAGUUUCAGCUUCAGCUUCCUCUCUUUCUACCAAUCAGAUGACAAGGGACUCUUCCCGCCUCAAUGUUUAUCAGGAGGUUGUCAAGUCUGCAAGGGAAAGGUUCACCCGGGAAAUCUCCUUCCAAUCAAAGGACAAAGACAUCUCUCUUGCAAAGGCCUUGCUGUACGUUGCAGCUGAAGAUGAGGCAUUUCUUGCCUUUAAUAAAGAGAUGGAUGCUCGCUCACUCCUAAAUGAAAGGAGAACUGCUUCAGUCCCAAUGGAUGAGCAAGAGUGGGAUUGUCUGGAGCAAAUGCCAUUGGCUGGAAAGAAAAUAACUGAGUGGCUCAGUGAGUUGGAUGCCAUUGCAAGAGAAGUUGAAGCAGAGCUAGUUUCAAGAGACAUAGGCUGCCAUUUAGUUGAAGUUUUGGAUGCUAUAAAUGUAGUUCUGUUUGAGUUAAGAGGCUUCAAAAGGUCACCUGUUGUUGUAGACUCUAAGUAUUCAUACUUGCACACGGUACUCAGCACUGGAUGUGGCAGUGCAAUUUUGCUUAGCAUUAUUUACAUUGAAGUUUGUAGACGACUCAGUCUGACCAUUGUGGGAUCUCAAGUUGGGGAGGAUUUUUUGAUAUGGCCCCAAACAGGGAAUCUGGAGGAGCUCUUCAAGGUGACUUCAGGGCACAGCUUGUUUGCAAUUGUUAAUGGAAGGUGUGUGGAGGAUCCUAGAUCAAAGGCAUCAGAUUUGACUAGCAACUCACUUUUAGGGCUUGAGAUAGCUACAAAGCGAGAUAUUAUUGGGAUUUCUUUGGCCAAUUUGAUUAGGCUUCACUGGAAACGUGCUUCAAGAUCAAAUCAUGGAUUGAUGCUGACUUCUCCACUUAGGCAUGUUCAUAAUACUGACGACAAACAUAAGAUGAUCCAUAAUUCAAGUGUUCCUUUGCUUCGGCCGAGAGAUCUUAGGCUCGCCAUCAUGGCUUCCGAAAGAUUGCUGAUAUUGCAUCCACAUAAUUGGGCCUUGAGAAGAGAUCAUGGAAUGAUGCUGUACUAUAAUAGGGAAUAUGGAGAGGCAGUGCAAGAGCUUAGCAUAUGUAUGGCCUUAGCUCCAGAAGAAGAGGCAGAAAUUCUAGAACCAUUUGUUGAGAAAUUGCACUUGUUGCGGCUCGAAUCGUCCUGGAGGUCUAUGGAACAUGCAAGUCACCUUAAAGUUCCUUGACCACCUUUAUCUGUAAAUAUCUCAGUAUAGCUUUGUUCUCUGAGCUUUGCGCAAGUACUUGAAUGCUCUCCAAUAAUAUUCAAAUUGCAUGGUUUUGGGCAUACCAUGCAAGGUUCGUGGCAAGCAAGAACUGCCAAGAACUGCCAGGUUACAUUUGGCAUGACAUAAUCAAAACCUUAAAUGUAAUUGCCUUUACAUUACUUACUUUGAUUGGGUAAAGAAAAUCUAUUGUGAUUGAAUGCAAA